Molecule: messenger RNA, 651 nt
Organism: Drosophila serrata
Lineage: Eukaryota; Metazoa; Arthropoda; Insecta; Diptera; Drosophilidae
Gene: PGRP-SC1a
Product: Peptidoglycan recognition protein SC1a
Biological process (GO): peptidoglycan catabolic process; innate immune response
Molecular function (GO): peptidoglycan binding; zinc ion binding; N-acetylmuramoyl-L-alanine amidase activity
Source: RefSeq, a predicted model, not a curated record
CCUCAAUCUCCAUCAAGCGAUCGUCAACUAUUACAGCUGGUAAUCAUGGUUUCCAAAGUGGCUCUCCUCCUCGCCGUCCUGGCUUGCAGCCAGUACAUGGCCCAGGGUGUCUACGUCGUCCCCAAAGCGGAGUGGGGCGGUCGCGGUGCCAAGUGGACCGUUGGCCUGGGCAACUACCUCAGCUACGCCAUCAUUCACCACACCGCCGGCGCCUACUGCGAGACCCGUGCCCAGUGCAACGCCGUCCUCCAGAGCGUCCAGAGCUACCACAUGGACUCCCUGGGCUGGCCCGACAUCGGCUACAACUUCCUCAUCGGCGGAGAUGGCAAUGUGUACGAGGGCCGAGGCUGGAACAACAUGGGUGCCCAUGCCGCCGAGUGGAACCCCUACAGCAUCGGCAUUAGCUUCCUGGGCAACUACAACUGGGACACUCUGGAGCCGAACAUGAUCUCUGCCGCCCAGCAGCUGCUCCAGGAUGCCGUCAACCGUGGCCAGCUCAGCUCCGGCUACAUCCUGUACGGCCAUCGUCAGGUCAGUGCCACCGAGUGCCCCGGUACCCACAUCUGGAACGAGAUCCGGGGAUGGUCCCACUGGUCUGGUUAAAUUCCCAAUUCUUCCUCAAUAAACACACACGAACAGAAAUGAAUAAUA